Molecule: messenger RNA, 4627 nt
Organism: Venturia canescens
Lineage: Eukaryota; Metazoa; Arthropoda; Insecta; Hymenoptera; Ichneumonidae
Gene: Unr
Product: cold shock domain-containing Unr
Exons: 10
Coding region: 200-2854 (884 amino acids)
Molecular function (GO): nucleic acid binding
Source: RefSeq, a predicted model, not a curated record
AAGAUUGAAUGGGUAAAGAAAAAGGCUGCAAAAAAAUCACGAAACAAGAGUGAAUACCAUCUGUUCUGCGGCUUAAAAAGCUAUUAAAUACAACAAAAAAAAUCAAUGAACAUACAAGAAAAUAAUCGAAAAAAGUAAAUACAAAUAAACAAACGAACAAUUUAUAAAUAUAUGAUAAGAGCGCAAAUUUAGAAGAAAAAUGUCCAACAAUCCUCAGUGGAAAGAUUUUCAGCCGCCAAUCAUGAACUCUGAUCCAGCUAUACUCGACUACAAGUCCUUGGCAAUACCCACUAAAAAAGUCGUGAGCGCGUGUCAACAAUCCACGAACAGUUAUCGAAAUGGCACGAAUUAUACCGGUGAUCAUUAUAUUAUGGAUUCCGAUUCCGAAAUUUAUACCGGCGGUAUUACUUCACCUCGAAAUGGUGGCACUAGAUUCAAUACAUCGAGAACCGUUGCCAGUAUGGAAGGCUCCGUUACAAGUUACACAGCGGAUCCAACAAGCAACACCAAUAAUUCGUCCUCUUAUCAGGAUCAGUCUAACAAUCAAGGGCCUCGCGAAGCAGGAAUUAUCGAGAAAUUACUGCAUUCCUAUGGAUUCAUACAGUGUUGCGAAAGGCAGGCAAGACUUUUCUUUCACUUUAGCCAAUUCAGCGGUACCAUAGAACACUUGAAGAUCGGCGAUCCGGUGGAAUUCGAAAUGACGUACGAUCGCAGAACCGGAAAACCUAUUGCGAGUAUCGUCAACAAGAUUGCUCCAGAAGUUGUUCUCAGCGAAGAGAGAGUAACGGGAAACGUGACGACUGAACUGCCAGCAUCCGGUGAUUCACAGGGACGAAUAACCUACGAGAAUCGGGGAGAGUGUUUCUUUCUACCCUAUACCAAAGAUGAUGUUGAGGGAAACGUCACUUUGCGUUCCGGUGAUAAGGUGUCUUUUCAGAUUGCUACGAUGCCACGCGGAAACUUGGGUGCUUGUCACGUUAGACUUGAAAAUCCGGUGCAUCCGGUACGAUAUCGCGGCGUUGUGUGCUCAAUGAAAGAGAGUUUUGGUUUUAUCGAGCGGGCUGAUAUAGUCAAAGAGAUUUUUUUUCACUUCAGCGAGGCCAAGUCGGUCAAAGAAGAGCUCAGGCUAGGAGAUGACGUUGAAUUUAUUAUCCUGACUCGUAACGGAAAAGAAGUUGCUUGUAACAUAAUAAAGCUACCGCCCGGGUCCAUAGUCUUUGAGGAAGUUAGUAACGAAAUAAUGAAGGGACAAGUGCUGAAACCUCUCGAAAGAGGAACCGCCGCGCGUCAUCAGAAUGAUCCGUUGCCCGGACGAAUUCGUUAUCGAGCUCAAGACUAUUCCGAGGUUGAAGUGCCAUUCGGCGAUAAGGAUCAGAAGGGGGACUUUACUCUCAAGCACGGCGACUGGGUUCAGUUUCUGAUUGCGACCGAUACGAGAGAUCAAUUGAAGAGAGCUACGGAAAUAUCGUUAUUGCCCGAAUCAUUCGCAGUUUCCGGUGAAAGACGCGAACAGGGAGUCAUAGCGACUUUGAAAGAUGGUUUCGGUUUUAUUCGAUGCGUCGAUCGCGAUACUCGCAUAUUUUUCCACUUCAACGAAGUUUUGGAUUUAGAUCGAGAGAUAAGUGUUGGCGACGAGGUUGAGUUCACCGUUACUCAGGAUCCAUCAUCUUCAUUCUCCAAUACUCGUCAUAGCGCCAUCAGACUCAAACAUUUGCCGGCUGGUAGUGUACAGUUCGAAACGGUGAUAGAAAGCGACGUACCCGGUAGUAUUAUCCAAGACGUCAGUACCAUCGAACCGGGUCUCAUCGGUUACGUCAAAGAUGAUGAGCAAAAAAAGAUCAUUUUCUUUCCUAAGGAUUGCGAUUCUAAAAACAUCCCCAGGCUGGGCGAUAAGGUUCAAUUUAGCAUAUGCCAAGUAAAACGAAACAAAGAACUCGUCGCCGUAGACAUAUCGCUGGUUAACGCCAGCGGCGAGAAGGUGCAAAAUGGUAAUGAGAAAACGAAUGGAGCGACGUGUCAAGGCUUUAUAGCAGCGCUCAAGGAUGGUUUUGGUUUUAUUGAGACGGUGAACCAUAAGAAGGAAAUAUUUUUUCACUUUAGCACCUUCGAGGGAGAUGCGAACUCUUUGGAAUUGGGUGCCGACAUCGAGUGUACUAUAAGCGCGGCAAACGGGCGUGGUACUGGGGGUUGUAUAGCCGCGGAUUCGGUACGUUUAAUGCCGCGAGGUUCGAUUCCACGGCCUACGGUAGUUAGCGAGGUAUUGGACGGUACGAUCGUGAGACCUCUGAGAAUCGCGAAUCCUGAACAGCCAGAGUACACCGGUUUAAUUAAAAUAAGUUCUGCCAAUGAGGCGGAGGAGGCGCCUGAAUACGAAUUUGGCAUAAUGGGCCUGGUGAACAAGCGGGAGCUAUUGCAAGCUGGGGAUCCUGUACAGCUUCAAGUCGAUUCCGAGGGUCAAGCUUGUAACAUUGUUGCCAUGAGAAAAAAACGUAUUGCUACCGUCGAUGCGGUUAAAGGUGCUUUUGGCUUUUUGGCUUACGAAAUCGAUGAGGGGAAAAAAUUAUUUUUUCACAUGACCGAAGUCAAAGAUCACGUGACUCUCCAACCAGGAGAUCACGUCGAAUUUGUUCUGGUUACCAAUCAACGCACAGGAAAAUCAUCUGCGUGCAAUGUGACGCGAUUGAGUGACGGUGUGCAGCAACGACCGGAGCGUUUAAUAAGCCGGCUGCGUACGGUGUCGCUAGAAGAGACGGGUCCCAAGUUGACGGUGACGAGGCAGCCAAAAGGACCGGACGGUACACGUGGUUUCAAUCAAGAACGUCCGCAGCGCAUCCCCGGCGUGAUCGAAGAGUAAAUCGUAAAAAUCGUCAUCGCAAAUGAAGUGAAAAAAAAACAGACGAAAGAUAAACAAAAAAACUAACAAUAAAAUUAAACAAAUGGUCACGUAUCCGAAAUUGUAUUCAUAUUACUUAUUUUUAGUCCACGUGCGUCGAUGCCGACAUUAUUAUCGUGAACAUGAAUGAACAAUUUUUGACAAUUGUCAACGAAUUCCCGUGGCAACAAUGAUGAUAAUAAUAAUACGGCUAGAAAACGAGAGAAGGAGAAAAAGAAAUAACCUAAUUGAACGAUAAAUUUGUUUAGAGUGAACAACGAGCCGUUUUUAUUAAAAUCCUGUAAAUGCGGCGAUCAACCUCGAAUUACUGGAGAAGCGACUAUAUCAAUAUUGAAUGAGCAGUACAAAAAAAAAUCAACCGUUUAGAAUGUUUUCGGCUGCUCCGGACAGUAAAACAGAAACUACAUUUUUCUUAGUUUCUCCCUUAAACUCAUCAUCACCAUAAAAUCAUUUGUUGUUUUGCAAUAAUUCCAUUAGCAUCGUCCUUAAGCACAUUUUUUCGAUUAUAUUUGCAUUGAUUAUUUUGUAAUUGCCUCGUUUUAACAGCUGUUGUGAAAGAGUAUCAGGAUUUUUUUUUAAACAACCGAAUCGCCUAAUCAUUGUGGCGAAUAAAAUUUUGCAAAGACAAAUAGAAUAAACAAAACUAUUGGUAUCGGUGCAGGUGGAAAGAGUAAAAAUUAAAAGAAUUAAGCGAAAACAAAACAAUUAGGUAAAACGAAAAAUUGAGAAAUGAAAAGCGAUUUUGGGCCGUUGACGUGUCCCGGGCUAUUUGUAUCGUUCGGAGGCUAAAUCGUCCCGUGUCUCUGCCUUUAUAUAAGAAAAAAAAACAAAAAGAACAAAAAUAUAUAUACGUAAAUGUUGAUACAACCAUUCAUUUAUAAUUAUUUCUUUGGAAUAUUCGUUCCACCCACGAAAAAUGUACGAACAAACGAAAGAAAAAAUGGAUAAACGGAUAAAUAUGGAUGAAGAAAGGAGAAACAAGAGAGAUACGAGUCGUAUUGGAAAGUGUGACACUCCAUUUUUUCUGUGUAAUUUGUUUAGACCAAAAAUUACGACGGUGGACGGAAAAAGAUGAAAAUAUAAAGAGAAUGAAAAAUUUUGUUGAUUGACCCAGCGAUCAGUCAUCAUGUAAAACAUGCAUAAUACAUCCGAGUGGAUGUAGAAUAAAUUUUUAUUUCAAUUCCACGAGGAAAUCAACGUGGACGACGAAGAUAAAAGUUGCAUCCGAUCAACUUUUCGUUUCAAAUAGUAUAUCGUAUGUACGAAUAUAUAAAAGUGCGUCAAGUUCUUGAAGCGGUCACACGUUGAAUAAUCAAAUUAGGAUAAACGGAGAAAAAAAAUCUGGAAUGGAACGGAGGAGUAACGGGCUUGCACGCGAAUUUUAGAAAGAAAAAAAAAUGAGAGAAUGCCGACAAUGAAGGCGACGAAAGCCGCUGGUCGAACAGCUCUCUUUUGGUUUCAUUCCUCAAAACGCUGUGCCCAAAGUAAAAAAAAAAAAAAAAAAAAAAAAAAACAGCCUUAAUUGUCUAUAUAAUUUUAGAGAGAAAGUUAAGGCAAAAAAAAGAUCUUGAGUCACGGUAAAUGCAUAAAAGUAAACGAGCACUGUCAUAAGAACGAGAAAGUGCCUAUUUCAAUGAUCUCCAUGAAAAAAUAAUGAACCUCGUAACUGAACAAGAAAAAUUGUAAAGUUAUUGGUGAAUAAAUCUUGCGAGCAAUGAGCCGGUUGAGAUUCUA